Messenger RNA from Dovyalis caffra, 570 nucleotides. Lineage: Eukaryota; Viridiplantae; Streptophyta; Magnoliopsida; Malpighiales; Salicaceae. The record is from the annotation of a GenBank genome assembly.
AUGGGGGAGGAGCCCAAGAAAGCUGAAUCCGAGGCAGCCUCUCAGCUGCCUACACGGGCCGAAGAGGAUGGACCUGUUAAAGAAGAGAAAGAAGCCUCCUUAAAUGAUGCUGCUAAUGAGAAGGGCUUGGUCCCAGCUUCUGAAAAGGCUGCAGAUCCACCUGCUGCUGCAAAAGUUUCAAGGGGAUCAAAUAACAGAGACACUCUGCUUGCAAGGGUUGAAUCGGAGAAAAGAUAUGCUCUCAUUAAAGCAUGGGAAGAAAAUGAGAAAGCCAAAGUGGAGAACAAGGCUCACAAAAAACUCUCUGCCGUUGCAUCAUGGGAGACGACCAAGAAAGCAUACGUGGAGGCAAAAAUAAAGAAGUUUGAGGAAAAACUUCAAAGGAAGAAGGCUGAAUACGCUGAGAAAAUGAAGAACAAAGCAGCCGAAUUCCACAGGGUAGCUGAAGAGAAGAAAGCAGUGAUUGAAGCAAAAAAAGGUGAAGAGUGUCUAGAGGUUGAGGAAACGGCAGCGAAAUACCGAGCAACUGGGUAUACACCAAGGAAGUUUCUUGGAUGCUUUAGUAGCUAG